Messenger RNA from Copidosoma floridanum, 1725 nucleotides. Its product is annotated as protein phosphatase 1B. The record is from RefSeq and is a predicted model, not a curated record. Gene Ontology annotation, biological process: protein dephosphorylation. Gene Ontology annotation, molecular function: protein serine/threonine phosphatase activity; manganese ion binding; magnesium ion binding. NCBI's taxonomy places the organism in Eukaryota, Metazoa, Arthropoda, Insecta, Hymenoptera, Encyrtidae.
GUCAAAUAUUGCCGAAAAGAAAACCGCUUCGUUUCGGGAGCCGAGAGCGUGACGUGAGGCAGAUUCGCAAAAGGCAAAAGACACGCCACACGCAAGCAUAUACGCACAAGUUCUUGCUUGCUUGAACGCAAGGCUUUCUUGGAGGGCUCAUUGAGGGCUGGACCUCAUUAACAUCCCAGUCUUUAAGUAUACACCUAUUGCGUGUGUUAUUGGCAGUAUAGCAGACCAAAAAACAGUGUAGUUUAUUUUAUAGUUAUUGUUUCUGCAUCCUGCCUUCGUGCCUUUUUCUUGGCAACUAAACGCUCUCCCGCGCAGGCAAAGAAGCUGUUAUUACCUACUUUUUUUGCCGACCAAAAACGCGCACACUAUAGUGUACGUUUAUUACACCUAAAGAGUUGUGCUCUUUAAGGGUGGAUAGCUGAAAAUAAAGAGCCUGAAACAUGCCAACAGCUCUUUCUUUUCAUCUUUGGAAAAAGAUGGUUAAAUAAUACACAAGAGAAUUAAAGUGUAAUAACAAAGUGAUAAGCAUAACUAAAGGAGUAUGGGAGCGUUUUUGGAUACACCCAAGACAGAAAAGGUCAACGAAAAAGGAGAAGGCAAUGGUCUCAAAUAUGGAAUUGCCAGUAUGCAGGGCUGGCGGUUGGAGAUGGAGGAUGCACACAGAGCCAAAACUGGCCUGGAUGGAGGCCUGUCAGAUUGGAGUUAUUUUGCAGUGUUUGAUGGUCACGCAGGACAAUUGGUGUCAGCACAUAGUGCAGAACAUUUGCUAGAAUGUAUAUUACAAACCGAAGAAUUCAAAGCUGAAGAUGUGAAAAGAGGGAUACAUUCUGGCUUUUUGAGUUUGGAUGACAAAAUGAGAAGUCUUCCUGAGAUGUGUGAUGGCACUGACAAAUCUGGAUCUACAGCGGUGUGCGUGUUUAUAUCACCGACGAAAAUUUACAUUGCCAACUGCGGUGACUCGCGCGCCGUGCUGUGCAGGUCAGGCAAUCCGAUCUUCACGACACGCGAUCACAAGCCAGUUCUACCAGCCGAAAAGGAGCGGAUCGUCAAAGCGGGCGGUAACGUGAUGAUCCAGCGAGUGAAUGGUCUGCUGGCAGUGUCGCGCGCCCUCGGCGACUACGAGUACAAGAAUGUCGAGGGUCGGGGCCCGUGCGAGCAGUUGGUCUCGCCCGAGCCGGAGAUUUUUGUGCGCGACCGUGAUGAUGAGCAUGACGAGUUUCUCGUGCUGGCGUGUGAUGGCAUCUGGGACGUUAUGACCAACGAGGAUCUCUGCGAUUUCAUACACUCCAGGUUGCUCAUCACCGACGACUUAGAGUCUGUCGCCAAUCAAGUAAUAGAUACGUGCUUGUAUAAGGGUAGCAGAGACAACAUGAGCAUAGUGUUGAUAACAUUCCCUGGAGCUCCAAAGCCAAAUCCCGAGGCAAAGAAGAAAGAGGCAGAACUCGACUUGUUGAUCGAGAAAACUAUUAAAGAUAUAAUUUCCCGUGAAGAAGGCAAAAAGGACUUUAAGUUCAUGACACUUCUUCAGAUGCUUCUUGACCAGAGUAUACCCAAUUUGCCUCCUGGAGGUGGGCUUCCUGCAAAGCAAGCGUUAAUCGAAAGUGUGUUUAAAAAAGAAUGUCCUAGCAGAGCAGAAAGUGUAACCCUUUGAUACGAUUUUCUUCAAUACAACUAAUGGUCAACUUUUUUCUGAAAAAAAAAAAAAAAAACAAAUUUCAUCAGAUG